This is a messenger RNA of Cryptomeria japonica (Japanese cedar), 1035 nucleotides long. RefSeq names its product G-type lectin S-receptor-like serine/threonine-protein kinase At4g03230. Lineage: Eukaryota; Viridiplantae; Streptophyta; Pinopsida; Cupressales; Cupressaceae. Gene Ontology annotation, biological process: recognition of pollen. Bases 1 to 1035 code for a protein of 344 amino acids. The transcript has 2 exons. The record is from RefSeq and is a predicted model, not a curated record.
AUGGCCACUGAUAGUCUGUUUGUAUGCUAUUGCUUCCUUUCAGUGCUUUAUAUGCUUUCUCUACCUCACAAUUGCCAUUCCCUGACUGUUGAUGGUGGAGACAGUAUCGCUUUGGGGGCCUCUCUCACUGGAAAUCAGAGCAUAGUUUCAAAGAAUGGCACCUUCGAAUUGGGAUUUUUCUGUCCUAAUGGAACCAAUAACUGGUACAUCGGUAUCUGGUACGCCCAAAUCACCGAGAAGACCAUUAUUUGGGUGGCUAAUAGAGAGACUCCCAUCAGAAACAAGCCGGGCGUUUUGAAGCUAUCAACAGACGGCUAUCUCAAACUAUAUGAUUCAGAGGGACGCUCAAUUUGGUCGACAAGGAAGAAACAGAAAGCUAUAGCCUCGAGAGCUAUCAUACUUGAUUCCGGUAGUUUUGCUAUGUUGGGUGGACACACCAUUUCGGAGAUUGUCUGGGAGAGUUUCUUGUACCCGACAAACACAAUCUUGUCCGGAAUGAAGGUGUGGAAAGGCAUAAAGCUAACUUCCUGGAGAAGCUCGUCGGAUCCAGCGCCUGGACCCUUCUCUUUCCAAAUGGAUCCAACCCCAGGCAAGACGGACUUUUUGCUCCUAUAUAAUAACAAUAUUAGUUAUUUGAACAGCGGAGAGUGGGUUGGUAACCAAUUCACCAACAUGCCAGAGAUGUCUAAUAAGGACUCUUCUAAAAUUCUUAAGACCGCCUUUGUAAAGAUUUCUCCCACAAGGAUGUACUUCACGUUUGAUCAAAUAUCAUUAUUUGAUAGUUUCACUCAGCGUGUAGUCCUCGACAAGUCUGGAGAUCUAGCAGCAUACAAUCGAAUUAGUGGUAGCAGCUGGAAUCUUAUCUGGUCUAUACCUCGAGACCUCUGCCUUGUUUAUAAUCUAUGCGGGGCUUACGGAGCGUGCAACAGUAACAAUCUUCAAUUCUGCAGCUGUCUCGAAGGCUUCAAACCAAGAGACAAUCGCGCCUGCUGCAUGCCUGGAAAAUUGCUCCUGCAAAGCCUUCGAUCACACUAA